AUGACUGAAGCCAAACAAGAUUUAAUUGAAUUAUCAACAAAUCCUUUAGAUGUAUGGAUAAAUACACAUUAUGAUGAAUUGUGUGUAGGUAUGACGUGUAAAAAUGCUCUAUUCUGCAAACCAUCAGACAUGAAAGACAAGAAUUUCCAAAUGAGUAUUAAGGAUAAAUGUGAUAAGAAACAGAGAAGAAUAGAUGGUAAACAGACAUGGUAUUAUGUUUUGAAAGAAGAAAUGAAAGGAUUAUAUAAACAGGUUGAACCAAACGAUAAUGAGGAUUCAUUUACUGACGAUGAAAUACCUGUAAAUGAGCCGCUAAGCGGCGAGACCUGA
Molecule: messenger RNA, 330 nt
Organism: Trichomonas vaginalis G3
Lineage: Eukaryota; Parabasalia; Trichomonadida; Trichomonadidae
Exons: 1
Coding region: 1-330 (109 amino acids)
Source: RefSeq, a predicted model, not a curated record